Durusdinium trenchii is the source of this 1878-nucleotide messenger RNA. The record is from the annotation of a GenBank genome assembly. NCBI's taxonomy places the organism in Eukaryota, Dinophyceae, Suessiales, Symbiodiniaceae.
AUGUCAGCCAAGAAGCCCAGAACCUGCAAGCAGCCACCUGCGUCCUCGGAUUCGGAUGAAUGCUGGCGUUCGUGGGCUGAGACCUGGGCAUGUUGGGAUCCCAAUCCUUCAACAAAGGAAGAGCUCCUGCGAGUGGUGAAGAACGGAGAAAUACAGAGGAUUCGAAAGCUACUUGGGAACCGCUUGGAAUUCGGCACUGCUGGACUACGGGGGCCCAUGGGUAUAGGCAGUUCUUGCAUGAAUGAUCUAGUGGUCUUGCAGAGCACGCAGGGUGUGUGUGCAUACCUCGAGUCUGUCUUUGGGGCGGAGGCCAAGCGCCGUGGCGUUUGUGUGGGUUUUGAUCAUCGUGCUGGAGCAGGAUGCUCUUCAAAAAGCUUUGCAACGCAGGUGUCCAAGGUCUUCCUAAGCAGAGGUUUCACGGUGUGGCUCUUCAGGGAUUUGGUUGCGACACCCUUUGUCCCCUGGUGCAUAGAGCAGCGUGGCUGCUGCGCGGGUAUUAUGAUCACCGCCUCCCAUAAUCCAGCUGCAGACAACGGAUACAAGCUCUAUUGGAGCAAUGGGGCACAAAUCAUACCUCCACAUGACGCAAAGGUUGCCGCUUUGAUCGAUGACAACUUGGAACCUUGGACUGAGAUGCAACAAACCGAAGUAACUACAAAUCCUUUGUGCAAAGACCCCGGGGUGGAAGGAGUGAUUGCUAGUUACUUCGAGCGCUUGAAGUCUCUCAAAUGCUUGAAGUCUCUCAACGUAGAAGUGCUCCCUGUGGUCUAUACUGCCAUGCAUGGUGUUGGAUGCCCUUUCGUGCAGCAAGCCUUCGAUGCAUUCGGGCAUGGACGGGAAUCGCUACGCUUAGUUGGUGCGCAGUGUGAGCCUGACCCGAGUUUCCCAACUGUGGCUUUCCCCAACCCCGAAGAAGGCAAGGGGGCUUUGCAGCUGGCUUUUCAAGAGGCAGAUUCCGCCAAGUGCAACCUGGUCAUUGCAAAUGACCCAGAUGCUGACCGCCUGGCUGUGGCAGAGCGGAAUUGCGGUGAAUGGCAUGUCUUCAGUGGCAAUGAGCUGGGGGCCUUGCUGGGUCAUUGGGCCUUCCGUUGUUGGCAGCUUAGGAAUGACAAGAAUCCGAAGGCGGACGUAUCGAGAGUUUGUAUGGUCGCCUCGACAGUGUCCUCGAAGUUCCUCAAGCACCUUGCUGCCAAGGAAGGCUUUCGUUUUGUGGAGACUCUGACGGGCUUCAAGUGGAUGGGUUCACGUUCGGCUGAACUUCGAAACGAAGGCUUCGAAGUGAUCUUUUCCUAUGAAGAGGCCAUUGGCUUCUGCGUGGGUGAUAUGGUGAAGGACAAAGAUGGUGUAGCAGCCGCGGCGGUUUUUGUUGAGAUGGCGAAAGCUUUGCGCAAUGAGGGCACUACAUGUUUCCAGCACUUGCACAAACUCUAUUUGGAGUAUGGGAGGCCACUAUUGCUGCAAAGUUAUGUGAAGUCUCCUGAUCCAUCUGUGACCAGAAAACUGUUUGAGGCGCAAAGGGGAGGCGACCAGAAGUCUUAUCCAAAGUGCUUGGGAGGUUUUGUGGUGACUGGCGUUCGGGACCUGACAGUUGGCUAUGAUAGCCGCACACCAGAUGGUGUGCCAGAGCUUCCUCUAAACUUGGGAGGGGAGAUGAUCACCUACUACUUUGAUGCAGUGGAAGCAGACGUUACUUUGCGCUCAUCCGGCACAGAGCCCAAAAUCAAGUUCUAUUCCGAGAUGCGCAGUGAUAAGGGAGAUGUCUCAGAGCUUCGUAAAUUGGUCCGCGCGGUUGUGUGCACCUUGCUGGAUCCUUUUGCACAUGGCUUGGAGGUGAGACCUGAAGACCAGGAGCUUCUCACCAAGCAAGACCAGGGCUAG